GUGCAGAGAGUUGCUCUGGCUUCUGGGCUUGUCCUGGCUCUGUCGCUGCUGCUGCCCAAGGCCUUCCUGUCCCGCGGGAAGCGGCAGGAGCCGCCGCCGACACCUGAAGUUUAAAUGAAUCAGCUAGAGCUAUACAUCUCAACAUGGAUACAUUUGUUGGCCAAAGUGUUGUUUCCCCCACUGGAAAAAAAGACAGAAGAAGAAAGUUGGAGAAGCCUGUGUCCAAUAUAAUUCUAUAAUAUAAAGGAAUUUUUUAAAUUGGGAAAAUUAAGAGUGAGAACUGAGAAAAAGCCAUUGGAUUUGACGGUUAAGAUUUGAAGAUAGUAUUCUCAACACAGUAAGGUGAAGUUCCACAACAUAUUACUACAAAUAUUAGAUCUAGUUUAUUGAACAUUAGCCACCUGAUAAAUCAGAUUCUCUCAAGAGAAAAGUUAGCUUCCUGAAUGCUGACCAGGCAUGCUUUUGAAGGAAAAUUGGGCCGAUAUCCUCCUAUGAUGCAUCAUCACCAGGUACCCACAGGUGGCCAGACUCCUGGGGCUCAUUUCCAGAGGUCUCACCUUGCAGAGGCAUUUGCAAAGGCCAAAGGAUCAGGCGGAGGUGCUGGAGGAGGAGGUAGUGGAAGAGGCCUGAUGGGGCAGAUUAUUCCAAUCUACGGUUUUGGGAUUUUUUUAUAUAUACUGUACAUUCUAUUUAAGCUGUCAAAGGGGAAAACAACUGCAGAGGAUGGUGGGAAGUGCUCUACUGCCACACCUGGAAACACCCACAGGAAAAUUACCAGUUUUGAGCUUGCUCAACUGCAAGAAAAACUGAAAGAGACAGAAGCAGCCAUGGAAAAAUUAAUCAACAGAGUGGGACCUAAUGGUGAGAGCAGAGCACAGACUGUGACUUCUGACCAAGAGAAACGGUUGCUACAUCAGCUCCGAGAAAUCACCAGGGUCAUGAAAGAAGGAAAAUUCAUUGACAGAUUUUCUCCAGAGAAAGAAGCUGAGGAGGCUCCUUACAUGGAGGACUGGGAAGGUUACCCUGAAGAGACUUAUCCAAUUUAUGACCUUUCAGAGUGUAUCAAGCGUAGGCAAGAAACAAUUUUGGUGGAUUACCCUGACCCAAAAGAGCUUUCUGCUGAAGAAACAGCUGAGAGAAUGGGAGUGAUAGAAGAGGAAGAAUCAGAUCAUUUGGGUUGGGAAAGUCUGCCCACUGACCCCAGAGCCCAGGAAGAUAAUUCUGUCACCUCAUGUGAUCCAAAGCCAGAAACAUGUUCCUGCUGUUUUCAUGAAGACGAGGAUCCUGCUGUCUUGGCAGAGAAUGCAGAUAGCUACCUUGAGCAAGAGGAAACCACUAAAGAAGAGUGGUCCCAAGACUUUAGAGAUGAAGGGUUGGGCAUCAACAUCGAUAAAGCAUAUACAGGCAGCAUGCUGAGGAAGCGUAACCCCCAGGGUUUAGAGUGAAAACAGCCAGUCUGAAGUAUCCAUUACUCAGGUCCCAAGGUGACCUUUCUCUCCUCAGAUUUCCUUCUUGGCCCUGUGCCCUGUACUUUCUUCACUGUGUUCAAGUGUCAUAGCUAUCAGGCCACUAUCACGGAUAUCAUGUAUCCUUCCUGGUGCUCACACACCUGUCACCUUGUAAAACAUGGACAUUAGUGUGAACACAGGACAGCUUUGCUCUUUCUCUUCCUGCCUUUCCCCUAUCAGAGAAGUUGAUCCAUUAAGUAAUUAUGUUUGGUCUAUUGUAAUUACAGAUGGAACCACUCAGGGGCAAAGGUCUGACUCUUCCUGGUAGGUGUAACAGAUAGUUCACCUGUGAACGAACAUCAGCUUACAGAUUAUGAGGACUUAAGGUUGCAAGAAUGAAGAUUUCAGACUCCAAGAUGCCUUAUUCUUUGGGCCUUGAGCAGGUUAGUAGUCCCCUGGGGAAAAGAGAACAUUUUAUUUGUGGGGCUGGGCCCAGAGCAGGGUAAGACUGCUCUCUGAGCUGAAGCCUCUUCCUUGCAGUGAGGGUCUUCCUAGGAACAUUGAUGCUGCCUCAAACGUCCUCUUUUUUCCAGAGUAGGGAAGACUCCCACUGAUCUGAGAAUGAGCCCAGAGGCUUGUUUGGGGACUGUUUUACUCUGAUACUACCUGGAUAUCUAGCUUCCUUUACCCCUGUUCUGCUUAACAGAACUGCCAAGCCCAGAAGUACCUUUGCACUCCUGGUUUUCAGUGGACAGAGGAAGCUUUAGAUAAAGACUUUAGACCCUGCCUUGCAGAGACAAGACUUGAGGCCAUUGAAGCUGUAGGAAGGCCUGCCCAGGGAUGGUCCUGCCAUGAGGAGGCUGCAGCCCUAUAAGAGGGCUCAAGAUUGUGAAUUCUGCUCCUGCCAUGAGGAGCUCAGAAGGCCAGGAAGCCAGCAACUGGGGAGAGAAUCUGUGCGCUUAUGGACAGUCCUUACCUAAAGCUGUUUCUGAAUGUUGCACCCUUUGAGAAAUUUGUUCUCAGAAGCACAUAAAUUGAAACAGAAAUGAGAACUGAUCUUGUAUACAAAGUGCCAACUCAACAGGGAAGUUGGAGUAUGUCUGUUGCAGAGAACCAAUGUAGCAGUGCCCAGGGGUAGAGACCAUAUGUUCCAUACUCAGAUAUUUGGGUCUUUCGAGAGAGCUGGGGAAAGUCGCAACUAGAUUAGGCCUGGGAGAUUUUGACCAAACUAAAGACCUUUUCUCCUUACUGCAUCUGACGCAUGUCUUGAGACAAGAUAGUACCCAUGAAUUAUAUCAUGAAGUAUGUGUGAAUUCAGUUUACAUGUAAGACCUGAGAGUUUGAAGAGGGCACAUUCCCAAAGACAUUCCCAGUCAUGAAAUGUACAAGACUGGAAAAUUAAGAAAUUAUGUAAAGGUAGAUAUGGCUUUUAGAGUUACAUUAUGCUUGGCAUGAAUAAGAUGCCGGGAAAAUAGUUUAAAAUCAUACAUCAGCAUACAGACUGCUGUUAGAAGGUAUGGGAUCAUAGUAAGAUAAUCUGUCAGCUACUACUAGGCAUUUAUUGUUAACUGAGUUACAGAGAAGAGUCAUUCAAGACUGAAUUUAUGAAAGUAUAUUGCAUCUAUCUCUGUGUAGAACAUUUGCUUCACAUUGUAAAGAAUGCAGUUUAAAAUGUAUUGAAUGCAAUCUAGAUGUACACUAAAGGUGAAAAAUAACAGGUGCUCUUUACUGUUUCGAUAAAUUGUUUUCUGUUAUUUCCCUUCGUUUACUAUGAGGGGUUGAUUUAUGAGGAGAGCUCUGGGUUCCUCGCUCAGAUUUCCUUUUUGCCCUAGGAUAUGAUUCCCUUAUUAGAGAUAAAUACUUCUGUUUUCUUCUAGCUAAUUCAUUCAUUUAGCAGUCAGUUGCUCAGUGCUAGGUACUAGGAACAGAGGCUCAAUUUCUGCUCUCAAAAAACUCAAUGUAAUGAGAGCGCCUGACAGAUACAAUGAACUAUGACUCUAUAAGAGGGCUCAAGAUUGUGAAUUCUGCAGGCAGAGAAACAUGAACCAUGGUCUGUCCCUGCAUUUUCUAGCUGUGGAAUCUUGGAUCGGCUCCUUAACUGGUCUGAGCUUUGGCUUCAGGGUAGUAAAGGGAAGAGUAUUAAAAGUUCUGGUUAAAUGAAAUCAGUGUGUGUAAAACAGCAUUGGUUGUAGCUCAUACAUGAUAACCACUCAUUAAGUGGUAAUUAUGUUUUUAUUAUAAGGGCUAUGCGAUAAUUCAGACAUGGGCCCAAAACUACAGGAAAGAGAAAUUGUUUUUGCUAAAGUAUUUCCAAGACACUUCAGUUUCUUGGGAGGUGGGCCUUGAGGCAUGCUAAGAACUUCUUCAGGUGGGCAAAGAAGAGAUGACAUUCUUGGCAGAAAGA
Chlorocebus sabaeus (green monkey) is the source of this 3852-nucleotide messenger RNA. RefSeq names its product RIC3 acetylcholine receptor chaperone (gene RIC3). Gene Ontology annotation, biological process: protein localization to cell surface; synaptic transmission, cholinergic. Gene Ontology annotation, cellular component: neuron projection; intracellular membrane-bounded organelle; neuronal cell body. The record is from RefSeq and is a predicted model, not a curated record. Lineage: Eukaryota; Metazoa; Chordata; Mammalia; Primates; Cercopithecidae.